Messenger RNA from Porites evermanni, 341 nucleotides. The record is from the annotation of a GenBank genome assembly. Lineage: Eukaryota; Metazoa; Cnidaria; Anthozoa; Scleractinia; Poritidae.
AUGGAUGAAAUCGAGCUCAUGAAGAAGGUUGGAAAACAUCAAAAUGUUCUGAGUUUCUUUGGAUGCUGGACCACAACUAAACCAAUUCUACUCAUGAUAGAAUACAUCGCUCAUGGAGAUUUGCUGCAUUGGCUUCGACAUAAAAGAAGUCAGGUAUUAAAAAUAAUUACCAAAUGAUAAUGUAUGCCUCUGUCCAGUUAUAAGGUGACCUGGAAAUGUGGUAAAUAACGAAAGGAAAAGAAAAGUUCGCGCCGGCUCAUGGUUUGCUUUCUGAUGUUCUUACCGCAUUUUUUUGUCUUCAGAGAUGUGUAAUUGAAGACGCGCAGCAAGACAGAAUCUAG